Messenger RNA from Macrobrachium nipponense, 826 nucleotides. RefSeq lists its product as uncharacterized. The transcript is spliced from 6 exons. The coding region runs from base 212 to 826 and encodes 204 amino acids. Lineage: Eukaryota; Metazoa; Arthropoda; Malacostraca; Decapoda; Palaemonidae. The record is from RefSeq and is a predicted model, not a curated record.
GCAAACAUAGGGGUUGAGACUUAGGCUAAUUUAAAGGCAUGACAUCAAAAGGUGGGACACUGGAAUGGCGUAGACCGAUCCCCACGUAGGUACUAUAUACGUUGGUAAGGAUAUGGUUCCAAGGUUAGGUUAGGUUAGAUAAGGUAAUAAACAUCCUUCUUAGUUACAAAGUUCUGUGAUAGUUUAUUCCAGUUGCAUCAUCUACUAAUAUAUGAAGUUGGACCAAGCCACCUACCUUCACUCAAAAGUAUUUGAAAUAGGUAGUGUUUUAAUUUUUGUUUGUGGGGGGGAGGUGUUUGUUUCGGUGGCUUGGGGGAACUUUGAUCAUUGUCUAAAUAUAAAUUGUCAACCUUUACCACUACACUCAACACUGUCCUUACAGAAGGAUUUGAUGCAUCUUCCAGAGACAGCUCUUCACUGCCCUACCAACGAAGUCCAUAAAAAUGGCUGUAUAAAGAACAACAAAUCAGAAUCCAUUCCAGAGGUCUCACAAAGGUUUAAGGGAAAACUCCAGUUGAACAAAAGAUUAUCUCUAGUUGGGGCUGCAGAUGAAGCCACAUCUUCAAGAUCUGCAGAUUCAGAUCUAAGAGGAUUUGUAGCUGUGUCAGAGGCAGAGGCUGCAGGUUCAGGAGGGGAGGAUGUGGAUGAUGUUUUGCCAGCCCCAGUACGCAGUUUAGAGGUGCUGGAUGACUCGUGUACUAAGUUAACUGAUGAAACAUUCAAAAAGAAAUUGACACUGUAUUUGUCAUCAUUAGGAGGGCAUAGCCUUGGAGACACAGUUCAUAGGAUUAAAAAGCUUGGAAGCAAUAUUGUGUGGUCCUCAUAA